AUGUGUUUAGAUGUGUACAAUAGGGAAUCAGGUCCUUUGGAAAUAGGAGAGCUAGAGACACCGAGAGAUCGAAGGUCUGUCCCAGUGGCCACUCUUCGGUACCUAGCAGGCUCCAAAUACCAAGCAAAUCACGUAGAAGGUUCCUGUGCUAGUGAAAAUUCUGACUAUACGGAUGCAAGAAGCGUCGAAAGCGAAACUGACCCCGAUGGUUCCUCACCAUACUACGCAGAACGCUCCGUACAGAGGAGCAUUAAAUCGUCCCAGAAAUCAUCGGACCUUAAAACACUAAAUUUAAAACCAGCCAAAGGAACAAACACAAGUAAUAAUUUUGCUCGAGAGUUCAUCCUGAGGUACGCUACUAAUCUGGGCUCCGAAGUCCAGUACUACCAAAACCUCAAACCUCAAGAAUCGCUUUUUCACAACAUGGACUACAUCCACUCACACUUGGCUUCUCUUAAUCCCAAUUUUAUCAACUUCAACUACGGACGACUAGGGUACACAAAUUAUAACACCUUUAACCGAUUCCAAGAACAUUAUCCACAUUUCGAUAAGUUUCCCUCAUACCCAGACAAAUAUUCUUGUAUGGACAAAUAUUCUUGUAUGGAAAAGUUUCCGGGGUAUAUGGACAAAUUUCCGGGUUAUAUUAACAAGUGCUCAUCGAGUUAUUUGAGCAGGUACCAGGAUGGUUACUUCAGGCCUGAAAAUCAUUACAGAACAAACUACACCUACAGACAUGAAAAUUACGGAAUUCACCCCGGAAAUCAUGGAAUUCACCCGGGAAAUGAAGGAAUUCACCCUGGAAAUCUUUUGGAACGGGUACACUACCCGGGAAAUCACGGAAUCCAUCCGGUAAAUGACGGGAUUCACCCCGUAAAUUACGGAAUUUACGGUGAGAAUCACGCAGUUUACGGUGAGAAUCUUGUGGAACGGCCGCAUCUUUCAAUGUAUUCUGAUAACUAUCACAGGGUUGACCAUAACUUGUCCACGACAAACUAUAGCACAAAUGCCAACUACAGCUCAAGUGAUCAGGGAACCAAAUAUUCACUCCAUAAUGAUCAAAAAUACUCAAUUCAUAAUGAUCAAAAGUAUUCACUCCAUAAUGACCAAAAGUAUUCACUCCACAAUGAUCAAAAAUACUCAAUUCAUAAUGACCAAAAGUACUUAAUUCACAAUGACCAAAAGUAUUCACUGCAUAAUGACCACAAGUAUUACCUGGACAAGUAUGGUUACCCGCUGGAAACCCAUGAAAGAGAAAAAGAACAAUCCGAUGAGAAAAAAGAACACAAACCCAGAGAUCCGGUACCUAAAUCAAGUGAUUACACAGUGAGAGAACACACAUCAGGUCACACAGUGAGAGAUUACACACUGGAAAAAGUGGGAGAAAGAGUGGGAGGAACAGUGAGGGAUAUUGAGUGUAUAGAUUCUGAGUUAAUAAAGUCGGUAGUUGAGAAGGCUGUGAUGGAAGCGUUUGACAGGUGUUUAUCGGAAAAAAGGGGCGAGGAGACAUGCCUGACAGAUUCCGUGACCCGAGAGUACACAUUUGAUAAAAACGACACCACGCUAACGUACCAGGAGCAAAACCAACUUUACUCUCGUGAUUUUCAAAGACUAAACCAAACGAAUUCGGAUACUAACCGAUACACAACCGAUUUGAAAGAAAUUAAUUUAAACACCCACAGCCUAAUAUUUAGCAACGAUUUCUCAAACCCAGAGAAUCACAACAAAUUUAACUUUAAAACCGAAGAUUACUCCAACUCACACAAUUCACACAAUGAUUUACAACACACACAAGAUUUACAAGAUUCACAAGAUUUACAAGAUUCACAAGAUUUACAAGAUUCACAUAAUAACACGCACAAUACAUACAAUGACACAUAUGUUGAUGGAUGUGUGAGUGAUGUUGAGGAGUUAGAGUGUGUGUCGUAUGAGUUUCGGUUUAACAAGGGGGACGAGUUUGAAUAUUUUAACGGCGAUGAUUUGUUUUCAAACAGGGAAACUGACGACUUAUUCUAUCCAGACAAUCCACAGUACCACCACUCAUACGCUACAAGAGAUUUGCAUAAAGAUAAUUUCUCAGAACAACUAACCAACCAAGACGAUAAAUCCGAACGCUCCUCCCAAAAUUUUGAUUCAAUCCAUAUCAACAAUUUGGAUACUCUCAAUAAUCUCAAUAAUAUGAACGAAUUGGAUAAUGAUCUGGAUAACAAUGUGAAUGAUCGGGAUGAUAAUUUGGAGGGAAAGUAUGUGGUUGGAAACUGUUUUGCGGGUUUUAACUCUGGCGCUGAUUACUUUAGAGCAAAUUAUAAGGAUCUUGACAUGUCAAAUAACCCUGCGGGCUCAAUGUUAUCUGAAAGUGAUUUAGAAGAACAAGAGAAUCCCGACACACAAGUCACAAGCUUCGACCCUGAAAAUAAUAAUUAUCUACAAUGCAAACGGGAUUCGAAUUCCCCAGUAACCAAGAGUAAUCCGAAUUCAUUAACCAAGAUGAAUCUGAAUUCCCCAGUAACUAAGAAGAAUCCCAAAUCCUCACUAAGUAAUAUGAAUCCCAAUUCAUUAACUAAGAUGAAUAUGCUUAAAAUGAGAAGUUUGUCGCAAUUUGAAGAAAAGGACGUGUCAAAUGCGUUUCGGGGAAAUGAUUUCAAUUACAAAAGUUUGGGGAAAAUGAGACGUGACGUGUGUGAGUCGAAUAAUUUGUAUCAAGCGGAUACAGAUAACACAGCCCGGUCAAGCUUUUCUGACCCCGCGUACAGACUAAACUCGCCGUACCUCAAAAAUCAAUCCACAGACUCAGAAACUAAUCAACAAGAUUUCACACACAAUCGUCAUCCAGACACCUCAAAUCCCAAGUGGCAGUGUGGUAAGUUUGAGGAUUUGUGUAUUUCUGCGAGGGUGGAUCAGUUGGAGGCGUGUGUAAAGAGUUUCGAAUCAUGUUUGAAAAGCAUAUCAGACCAGUUGAGUAAGUCGCAGGGCGGUGUUGAGUCUGGCGCGGAUUCGCCGGAGUUAACAUCGCCGCAAAAGUGCCCGAAGCCAGAGCAUGUGUCUGACUUUGAGUAUAUGGAAGCUUAUAAAGCGGCAUUGGCCAUUAAAAAGCUACUCCACGUUAAAUCCAUGGACUCGUUGAUCCCUGCCUUCACAGCAUUCGUACAAAACAGGAAGGCCUGAAUCAGUACCACACACCCUAGCGCAAUAAUCUUUUAAUUUUUAGUA
Theileria parva strain Muguga is the source of this 3207-nucleotide messenger RNA. RefSeq lists its product as uncharacterized. The transcript has 2 exons. The record is from RefSeq and is a predicted model, not a curated record. Lineage: Eukaryota; Apicomplexa; Aconoidasida; Piroplasmida; Theileriidae. The coding region runs from base 1 to 3162 and encodes 1053 amino acids.